AUGUCGAGGCAUCUCUACAAGCAGUACUUGCGGUUAAUCGCAAAAUGGCCGAAGGAUCAGUUUAAAACUCCGGAAAGAGAUUUGUCUAUGUUCCUAUCUAAGCAAGUAGAAACUGUUUUCAAGUCUCCCCCAACAGAGGCAGGGCUAUGCGAGAGGCGUUAUCACGCACUCGAAAAGUUGUAUAACAACGAGGUAAUAACGCUGUACCCUCAUAAAUAUACUUCAGGUGUUUUUGGAUUGAAACUUCAUCAAUUACAGGAAGCUAGUAGCGAAGCUAAUCGUAAGCAUUUCGGUCUAGCAAAGAAGGAAAAUAUCAUUAGAAAGGCUUGGAAUCUUGUAGCCCCAGCAAAAGAGUCAUCGCACAAGUCUCAAUGA
This is a messenger RNA of Auanema sp. JU1783, 375 nucleotides long. The record is from the annotation of a GenBank genome assembly. Lineage: Eukaryota; Metazoa; Nematoda; Chromadorea; Rhabditida; Rhabditidae.